This is a messenger RNA of Closterium sp. Naga37s-1, 513 nucleotides long. NCBI's taxonomy places the organism in Eukaryota, Viridiplantae, Streptophyta, Zygnematophyceae, Desmidiales, Closteriaceae. The record is from the annotation of a GenBank genome assembly.
AUGGAGCUCCUUCGGAAUCAGCUAAGUGCCGUGACACGCAGUUAUGAGGGGCUCUGUGAGGAGCUAGAAGCUGCGGGGCUGGAGUUUGACUAUGAAAUGGAAGAGAUUCGCAGAAUUGAUGGGGAUGCGGCUGCUGAAGGUGGUGCUGAAGUGACAGAGUCUAGUCAAGAAGCUUCCGGCCAUUGUGUUGCGUACGCCCAGCCCCUGCCAGUGAUGGUUGGGUUCCUGCAGGGCAACCCGGUGAGCCACUGGAGCGGGGGAGUCAACUUGUGGAAGCCCCCUGCUGUGAAGCCAGGGGACAUUCUUGAAACACACGAUGUGCAGCGCUUCAAGAGCAUCUUGGCCUUCAAUGCCUACUCCUUCCUCAGCGCCGUGCCACUCACCUCCGCCUCGCAGUUCGGCAUGCGGCGCUUCCAAGUCAAGCCCGCCCAUGCCGGCAAGACGCUCUUCUUUGGGAGCAGCGUGGGCAAGGACUGCCAGCGAGGCGUCAAGAUCGCCAUUCCUGUCAGCUAG